Odobenus rosmarus divergens (Pacific walrus) is the source of this 1416-nucleotide messenger RNA. RefSeq names its product jumonji domain containing 6 (gene JMJD6). The record is from RefSeq and is a predicted model, not a curated record. The coding region runs from base 172 to 1416 and encodes 414 amino acids. Gene Ontology annotation, cellular component: cytoplasm; nucleus. The transcript is spliced from 7 exons. Gene Ontology annotation, biological process: phagocytosis. NCBI's taxonomy places the organism in Eukaryota, Metazoa, Chordata, Mammalia, Carnivora, Odobenidae. Gene Ontology annotation, molecular function: histone H4R3 demethylase activity; P-TEFb complex binding.
CGACUUUAAAGGCGCCGGGCCAGAGCGAAGGGCGUUUGCGUGCCGCCGCCGCCACCGCCUCCACCGCCUCCACCGCCGCAGCCGCUGCCCGGGCCGGGGAAGGGGGUGCGUUGGAAGCAGGAAGCGAGGCGCGCCGAGAUCGUCGCGGGAGCAGCUGGUGACCCCCGGAGGAUGAACCACAAGAGCAAGAAGCGGAUCCGCGAGGCCAAGCGGAGUGCGCGGCCGGAGCUCAAGGACUCGCUGGACUGGACCCGUCACAACUACUACGAGAGCUUCUCGCUGAACCCUGCGGCCGUGGCGGAUAACGUGGAAAGGGCAGACGCAUUACAGUUGUCUGUGGAAGAAUUUGUGGAGCGAUAUGAAAGACCGUACAAGCCCGUGGUUCUGCUGAAUGCCCAAGAGGGUUGGUCUGCGCAGGAGAAAUGGACCCUGGAGCGCCUAAAAAGGAAGUACCGGAACCAGAAGUUCAAGUGUGGUGAGGAUAAUGACGGCUACUCCGUGAAGAUGAAGAUGAAAUACUACAUCGAGUACAUGGAGAGCACUCGGGACGACAGCCCCCUUUACAUCUUUGACAGCAGCUAUGGAGAGCACCCCAAAAGAAGGAAACUUUUGGAAGACUACAAGGUGCCCAAGUUUUUCACUGAUGAUCUCUUCCAGUAUGCCGGGGAGAAACGCAGGCCCCCUUACAGGUGGUUUGUGAUGGGGCCACCACGCUCUGGAACUGGAAUUCACAUCGACCCUCUGGGAACCAGUGCCUGGAAUGCCUUAGUUCAGGGCCACAAGCGCUGGUGCCUUUUUCCUACCAGCACGCCCAGGGAACUCAUCAAGGUGACCCGUGAAGAAGGAGGGAACCAGCAAGAUGAAGCUAUUACAUGGUUUAGUAUCAUUCAUCCCCGGACACAGCUUCCCACCUGGCCACCUGAAUUCAAACCCCUGGAAAUCUUACAAAAACCAGGAGAGACUGUUUUUGUACCAGGAGGCUGGUGGCAUGUUGUCCUUAAUCUUGACACCACCAUUGCCAUCACCCAGAAUUUUGCCAGCAGCACCAACUUCCCUGUUGUAUGGCACAAGACGGUAAGAGGGAGACCAAAGUUAUCGAGGAAAUGGUAUAGGAUCUUGAAGCAAGAGCACCCCGAGUUGGCGGUCCUGGCUGACUCCGUUGACCUUCAGGAGUCCACAGGGAUUGCCUCGGACAGCUCCAGUGACUCCUCCAGCUCCUCCAGCUCCAGCUCAUCUGACUCGGACUCGGAGUGUGAGUCUGGGUCUGAAGGUGAUGGGACGAUGCACCGCCGGAAGAAGCGGAGAACAUGCAGCAUGAUGGGAAAUGGGGACACCACCUCCCAGGACGACUGUGUGAGCAAAGAGCGCAGCUCCUCCAGGAUUAGGGACACUUGUGGAGGCCGGGCUCACCCCUGA